Molecule: messenger RNA, 4104 nt
Organism: Talaromyces amestolkiae
Lineage: Eukaryota; Fungi; Ascomycota; Eurotiomycetes; Eurotiales; Trichocomaceae
Exons: 11
Coding region: 1-4104 (1367 amino acids)
Molecular function (GO): heme binding; oxidoreductase activity, acting on paired donors, with incorporation or reduction of molecular oxygen; iron ion binding
Source: RefSeq, a predicted model, not a curated record
AUGUUCGUCGACAAGCUAGGAGAUGUCCUCGCGCUGAUGCAGCUGCAACGCGCCCUUGCCGAGUUCGGCACAGGAAGUAUCUUCACAGCUCUGGUCUUUGGCCUGACUGUUGUAUUGGCGGUUGACUAUGCUCGAAUGCUAUACUUGCAUUUCAAAAUGCCACCCGGGCCCCUCCCCUGGCCCAUCGUCGGAAACACAUACUCCCUACCAGACAACAAACCCUGGAUCUACUUUGAGGAGCUUGCCAAAAAGUAUAAUGCACCAAUGAUAACGUUCUGGAUCGGUCGGAAUCCCACGAUAUGGAUCUGCGAUGCUUGGGCUGCGAGUGAAUUGCUCGAUAAGCGGGCUGGUAUCUAUGCCUCGAGACCGCGGAUGGUCGUGUUUGGAGAGCUGGGGACGGGGCAAUCGAACCUUGUCACGAUGUAUUAUGGCGAUAGAUGGAGGCUGCAUCGCAAGCUGACUCAUAUGGGUGUUGGAUUGCAGCAAGUGCGUGGUUAUCGCGGGUUUCAGAAYGAUGAGAGUAAGAUCAUUGCGUAUGAUUUGCUGCGCUCCCCGGAAGAAUAUGUUAAGCAUUUUGAGAGGUAUGCCACGAGUGUGGUAUCAAUUAUUGGGUUUGGACGCCGGGUUGAUAGUUUCAUGGAUCCGAUAAUCACAGAGGUUAUUGCUGUUAUGCAUAAGGCUGCUGAUUUGAAUGUGCCGGGGAAAAAGUUUCCGAUGUUAUUGGAGACUUUUCCAUUCCUGGCAAAAUUUCCCAACCAGAUCGCGCCUUGGAAACAUGGCCUCGGUACUCGCAGCCGGGGGCGGCACUUUUUCUACGCACUAGCCAAAGAAGCCGCAGACAACCCAGAACAAGAACAGUGCUAUUCUCGAAAGAUCUUCGACGAGGCGCCCAAAUACAAUCUCAGCAAAGAAGAGAUUUCGUCAUUAGCUGGGAACUUAUUUGGAGCGGGUAGCGAUACUUCUAGCUCGACGUUGAUUACAUUUGUAUUAGCUUGUUGUGUAUUCCCUGAGGUACUACCAAAGGCAUGGGAGGAACUGGAUCGAGUGGUCGGCCCUCACCGGAGUCCAACGUUUGAGGAUGAGGCAAAUCUUCCGUAUGUCAAGGCUUUUAUGAAAGAGGUUCUACGUUGGCGAUCAGUGGCCAUCAUUGGAGGGCAGCCUCAUGCUCCAAUCCAAGACGACUAUUAUAAGGGCUGGCUCAUACCAAAGAACACAUGGGUCCAAGGAAAUGUCUGGGCCAUCCAUCACCACGACCGCGAAUUCCCCGAGCCAGACCGGUUCAUUCCGGAACGGUAUCUCAAAGAUAGCGAAUGGUAUAGACCCUUCCCUGGCGAGCGAGGCUACAUGACUUUCGGCUGGGGCCGUCGUGUGUGCAGUGGCCAGGGUCUGGCCGAGCAGGGAACUUUCAUCACUGUUGCUCGUUUGUUAUGGGGAUUCCGAUUCCAAAAGGGUCUCGACCAGAAUGGAAAUGAGAUUCCUCUUGACAUUUUCGAUUAUACGAAUGGCCUGAACAUGCGGCCAAAUGAAUUUAAAUGCCGUAUUACACCUCGCAGUGACGAGAUUCGCGCAACAAUUGAGCGAGAGGGUACGCAGGCAUUGCAAGAUCUGGCUCGUUACACAGGCAUUGGUGGAAUUGCAACUGCCCUAAGUCUGGGACGUCGAGGACACAAUGUUACCAUUCUCGAAUCAGCUCCAAAGUUGAUGGAAGUGGGAGCAGGAAUUCAAGUAUCGCCGAAUAUGGGCAGAUUGCUAGACCGUUGGGGGGUAUCAUAUAGAGAAAAGGCAACCCUAUUAGAGCAAAUCGACAUCCGGAGGUGGCAAGAUGGCAGUCUGCUUGCAUGCAUACCUUGUAAUCCGGCUCAUGGUGACCAGUUGACUAUUCAUCGCGCGGACCUGCACAACGCAUUGAUUGACAAGGCCCUCUCGUUGCCCAACGUCCAACUCCUCGUCAACUCGCAUGUGGUAGAUGUGAAUUUUGACAAGACAGAGGUCAUCCUGGCAGAUGGCAGGGUUGUUCGUGGAGAUGUGGUUUUAGCUGCAGACGGCAUCAAGUCAAAUAUUCGACCAAAACUACUUGAAGACAAUACGAUCAAAGUCGAGGCCACAGGAGACGCCGCAUAUCGAAUCAUCCUGACCCGAGAAGAGAUGCUUUCGCAUCCUGUUCUGAAAGAAAUAAUCGAUCAGUCACGCGCAACACGAUGGAUCGGACCAGGCCGGCAUAUAGUGGCAUAUCCGCUGAGGAAUCACGAACUCUUCAAUGUCGUCCUUCUCCACCCCGAUCGUGGAACAGUUGACGAUAUGUGGACCAUCAAAGGCUCCAAAAAGGACAUGAUUAAUGAUUAUGCUGGCUGGGAUAGCAGAGUCACGGAAAUUAUUGCAAAUGUCCGAGAUGACGAGAUUAUGGAAUGGAAACUGAAUUUGUACCCACCUCUCAAGACAUGGGUCAAAGAAUCAGUAGCCUUGCUCGGAGACGCAUGUCAUCCAAUGCUCCCAUAUGUCGCGCAAGGAGCUGCUCAAGCAGUCGAGGAUGCCGGUGCUUUAGGAGCAAUACUCUCAAAAAUCUCUUCAAAAAAAGAGAUUCCCGCUGCCCUUGAAGCAUAUCAGCUCUCAAGGAAAGCACGAGCCGAGCAAGUCCAACAAUCCGGCAAAAUGAACCGUGUCGCUCUACAUCUUCCGGAUGGGCCUGAACAGCGACAACGGGAUGAGAUGUUUCGGCUGGCGAUGAAGGGCAGCUCAGAAAGCCCUGACCGAUGGGUGGAUGAGAAGACGCGUAAAAUACUGUGGGAGCACGAUGCCGAGGAGGCAGCCCUCAAGACAUGGCAAGGUAAUAACACAAUGCCUCGUCGCGACAACCCCCCUGACCUCCCCAACACGCCCGCAAAAGGCAUUUCUUACUUCUCGCCCGAGCAAGAUCCCCCAGCAGGAACAGCUGCAAACCCUCAGUCAGAUGGAAGCAUCCCGCCCAAGCUUUUCCAGCCAUUGACCAUUCGCGGCGUCACAUUCCACAGUCGCAUUGGUCUAUCUCCCCUCUGCCAAUACUCCGCCAAAGAUGGCCACAUGAACGACUGGCACAUCGCGCACCUGGGCGGAAUCGCCCAGCGCGGUCCUGGUUUCCUGAUGACCGAAGCAACUUCCGUCACCCCAGAAGGCCGCAUUACCCCCGAAGACUUGGGCCUGUGGCAAGACUCUCAAAUCGAGCCUCUCCGACGAACCAUUGAGUUCGUGCACAGCCAGAACCAAAAAAUCGGCGUGCAAAUAGCGCAUGCAGGUCGCAAGGCGAGCACUGUUGCGCCGUGGCUAUCAAUGGGUGAUAUCGCGCUAGAGAAGAAUGGCGGUUGGCCCAAUGCUGUUGUUGGACCAAGCGAUAUCCCGUUCUCGGAUAGUUUCCCGCUACCCAAGGCGAUGACGAAGCAGGAUAUUGAGGAUUUGAAAAAGGCGUGGGUUGCCGCAGUCAAGCGCGCUCUCAAGGCUGGUGCAGAUUUUGUUGAGAUUCAUGCCGCGCAUGGUUAUCUUUUGUGCUCGUUCAUGUCGCCUCUGUCCAACAACCGUACAGACGAGUAUGGCGGCAGCUUUGAGAAUCGUAUUCGAUUGACCCUUGAAAUUGCGCAGUUGACGCGUGAGGUUGUCGGUCCCAACUACCCCGUCUUCCUCCGUAUUUCAGCCACGGAAUGGGUAGAGGAGAGCCUAGCCGGUCAACCUAGCUGGACAGUCGAGGAGUCCGUGAAAUUGGCCAAGGCUCUCGUCGACCAAGGUGCCGUUGACUUGCUCGACGUCAGUUCCGGAGGCAACAAUUCCGCACAAAAGAUCAAGGGCGGCCCCGGCUUCCAAUCACCCUUUGCAAUCGAAAUUAAAAAGGCCGUUGGUGAUAAACUGCUGGUCGGAACUGUCGGCAGCAUUAACACUGCAAAGCUGGCGAACAAGUUGCUGGAAGAGGACGGUCUGGAUUUCGCGCUGGCUGGAAGAUCGUUCCAGAAGAACCCUAGUCUGCCGUGGACGUGGGCGGAGGAGUUGGAUUUGGAGGUUAGCGCCGCGAAUCAGAUUCGAUGGGGCUUUUCGCAUCGUGGUGCUACAAAAUUCUUGAAGAAGCCAUCUAGCAAUCUGUGA